AUGGCCGCCAGGGCGUCGCGCAAAUACUCGUUUGUCGCAAGCAUCGGCGCAGUGGCGGGCCUGGCGCUCUGCUGCGUCCUGUCCAUCGUCGGCAACUCGCCGUCGCUGCCGACCAGAGAGCAGCGACGGGCAGCGGAGGGGCACGCCUGUGAGCGGGUGCUGGUCUGCGUGCUCGCCCAGACGCGGGGCCACCGCGUCACCUGGCCAAACUACAAGUCCCACUUCCUCGACAAUCUGUGCCCCGGCUCGCCAGAGAUCGUGGACCUGGCGCUGGCUGUCGCCCAGGAGGCCAACACCACCGGCAACGGCUUCUACGCGCACGCCCGCUACGUCUGGACCUACCCCGAGGUCGACGACUGGGGCGCCGCGUUCGACGACAUCCAGCGGCGCAGCAACUGCAGCGGCGACUGGCGCAAGCUGCUGCAGCUGGGGGACCAGUGGCUGGGCGGCAUCCGCGACGAGCGCCACCAGCACCCCGGGUCCGCCGCCAUCCUGCUCUUCUUCCGCUGGCUGCUGCUGCACAACCUGGCGGCCGGCGGCCUGCUGUCGCGCUACGACCGCUUCAUCGUCACACGCUCCGACUACUUUUACGGUGUGCUGCAUCCGCCCCUCAGGGUGCUGCCGCCGCAGCACAUCUGGAUCCCCGACGGCGAGGGCUGGAGCGGCGUCACCGACCGGCAUAUCGUGAUUCCGCGGGCCCACGUGGCCGCUGUGCUGAGCCUGCCGACCGACAUGGUGUGCGACAGCGAGGCGCUGCUGGAAAGCAUGGCCCACAAGUCCAACUGGAACCUGGAGCAGGUCAUCAAGUUCCAGCUGGAAAGGAAGGGGCUGUGGCCGCUCACCCGCUUCUACCCGUACGUGCCGUUCACCACCCGGGAGCCGGACGAGGCGUCCCGCUGGUUUGGGGGCGCCUAUGUCGAGGAGGCGGGCAUGGUGAUCAAGUACCAGUCUGAGUAUGAGAGGCACAAGUACUUCCGGGAGAUCAUCAGGAGCAACCAGGACUGGGAGCGGUACAUGCAUGAGCAUGCCAACGACACUCUGCUGGCUGUCCUGGUCGUGAGCUACUUGGAGCAGAGCGGCUACCGGAAGACGGCGGCCAGCUUCAGGCGCGAGGCCAAGGCGUUCUUCCGUGGCGUGGCUUCUGCGCCGCCGCCGCCUGGGGUGCGCAGCCUGCUGGAUCUGCUGAACGAGUAUGUGCAGCUGAAGGAGCGCAGCACGCGGCGGCUGGCCCUGGCAGGGCGCAACCCGCUGGCCGCGCGCCUGCUGGCUGCGCUGGAUGCCGAAGCCGGCGAGCAGCAGGGCGCGGUGGAGGCCGCGGCGCAGGCGGAGCAGGCCGCGCAGGCGGCGCAGCAGCAGGCCGCGGUGGCGGCGCAGCAGGCGCAGGCGCAGUGGCUGCGCGAGCAGCAGGCCGGGGCGCAGCCGCCGCAGGCCGCCAUGCCGCACCAUUUCGUGCCGCUGGGACAGCACGCCCACUUUGCCGCGCAGGCAGGCGGCCAGCUCUACGCAUCCAGUGCCGCGGCGGCGGGCCGCCAGGGCGCCGUCACGCCGGGCAGGCAGCGCAAGGGCGCGCCCCGCAAGCGGCAGCGCGGCGCGGCCAGCCCCGCGGGCGGCGGCGGUGGCGCCGGCGCCGGCUUUGGCUUGCUUGGGGAGGUGGGGGAGGCUGGCGGCAGCGGCAGCGGCUGGGGCUCUCCUACGGACCUCCUCAACCUGCAGCUGGAUGCAGAAGGGCUGGAGGCUUUGCUGGAUGAUGGACCGCUGCAGCUGCGUUUCGCCGAGAACCUGGCGCAGCACAUCAACGACAACCUGGGAGGCGGCCAGGGCGGCGUGAGCUUCGCGCUGGACAGGCCGGGGUCGGGCAGCGGCAGCGGUGCGGGUGAGGUGGCGCCCCGUGCCGCCGCCGACGCGGGCGGCGGCGACUCUGGCGGCCAGGGCGGUGCCCGGGGCAGCCCCGACGGCGGCUUCAUGGCAGAGCUGCUGGCUGACCCGCAGAUGGUGCUGGCAGAGCUUCCCGCAGAUCCGCUGAUGGCUGAAGUGCUGCAGGCGGUGGUGCGCCCCUCAGCUGCCUCGCCCACGCCGCCAUCGGCAGGAGCGGGCUCCCGCCCCGCCUCGCAAGCGGCGGACCGGUGGCACCAGGUGGCGGCGGCCGGGGCGGUGGCGGCGCCUGCGCACGCCGCGCCGGCGCCCCGCGGGCGGCGCCAGAAGCAGCAGGCCCCGCGGGCGGCCAGGCCAGGCAGCCGGCAGCAGCAGCGGCAGGAGGGCGGGCAGGAGGUGGGCGAGCGGGUGCAGCAGCAGGGCACGCCCCCGGUGGCGGCAGAGGUGGUGUUGCCGAUUGUUUCCCUAGAGUCGCCACCGCAGCCGCAGCAGCUGGAGCAGCAGCAGCAGCAGAACAAGGAGCCCCAGCAAGAGCUGCAGCAGCAGCAGCGGCAGCAGGAGCAGGAUCCAGCUCCGCCGCCGUCCCUGCCUGGGUCCCUAGGAGGGCAGCCCGGUGAGGCACGGCCAGAGGCGCCGGAGCCGCCAGCCGGCGGCGGGCAGGCAAGCCAGGCAGAUGGCUUGCCCGCCCAGCAGCAGCAGGCUCUCGGCCCGCCGGCCACACGGGAGGUGCAGCAGCAGCCGGUGGCGGCGGCGGCGGCAGGGCCCUCCACACAGCAAGGCGCCGCUGGCGGCGCCAGCGGCGGCGGCGCAGCGGCAGGGCCCGCGCCAGCGGCGCGGCCCCGCAGCCAGCAGGUGCUGCUAGACUCUGGCCUGCUGGCUGGGCGGCCGAGCAGCGCCAGCAGCCCUGCGAAGCACGGGCCCAGCCUGCCCACCAGCCCGGUGGCGGCAUCGAGCAUCCUCGAUAGGGCGGCUGGCAUGGCCCAUGCGACCGACCCCACGCAGGCGGCUGCCCAGCGGCUGCUGUGCGGGCUGGAGGGCCUGGGGCCUGUGGAGGUGGCUGCCAGCGAGGACCAGAUGCUGCAGGACAUCGACGACCUGUUCUAA
Messenger RNA from Chlorella variabilis, 2976 nucleotides. RefSeq lists its product as hypothetical. Gene Ontology annotation, molecular function: protein binding. Lineage: Eukaryota; Viridiplantae; Chlorophyta; Trebouxiophyceae; Chlorellales; Chlorellaceae. The record is from RefSeq and is a predicted model, not a curated record. Bases 1 to 2976 code for a protein of 991 amino acids. The transcript is spliced from 6 exons.